Molecule: messenger RNA, 1309 nt
Organism: Olea europaea var. sylvestris
Lineage: Eukaryota; Viridiplantae; Streptophyta; Magnoliopsida; Lamiales; Oleaceae
Product: zinc finger protein 10-like
Exons: 1
Coding region: 229-1065 (278 amino acids)
Source: RefSeq, a predicted model, not a curated record
AGAGUGCCCACCAACCCACCUUCCACCCCUAACUUAGCAAAAAUGGCUUAUUUUCAGCUAAUCACUCGGUCUCUCCACCAUAUUUUUCUAAGUAACUUCUCAAUUACUCAGAAGUAGACUGCAUAUCUGUCAUUUUCCAAUUCUUAUUUCCUCUCUAAAGCUGUCAGCCAUACUUGUCUUGUCUUCUUGCGGAAUUGAUCCAAAAUCAGGUUUUCUUUUUUUGUCAGAAUGGAGCAAACAAGGAAUUGGAUGUGGGAAAAGAAAAAAGGCGAUUUGAAUUCACAUGUUUUUGCAUCAUAUGGAGAUUCUUGGGAAGAACAAGCUUUUGCAGAAGAUGCAGCUGGAGCUCUUGGAGGGUGUACAUGGCCUCCAAGAUCUUAUUCUUGCAGUUUUUGUAGAAGAGAGUUCAGGUCUGCUCAAGCCCUAGGAGGUCAUAUGAAUGUCCAUAGGAGGGAUAGAGCCAGAUUGAAACAGUCUCCAAUUCCUCAAACCGAAGAUCUUACUCAUAAUCACGUUGAUCUUCAAUUUCCAUCUCAAAUAUGUACCUUGCUGUACAACCCUAAUCCUGAUUUUUCUGAUCCUGAAAUUCUAGCUUCGCCUUCUUCGCAUAUUAGGGUUUCCGCUCUACCCACGAAGGCCAACUCCGAUGAAAAGUUACCCGGCCUUCGUUUCUUUUCCAGACGAUUAGAAGUUAAUCAGAAGAAUAACGUUUCUUCCCCUCCUGCAUCCUGGUCUAGCUUUAUUGCAGAGAAGGAUGCUGAAGUUUUCAAUUUGUACAAUGAAGAGAGGAAAUCUAAGACUUUAGAACCAUAUACUAAGGCUAAACAAGAUUGUCCCACAGAUGAUUUAGCUGUUUAUCGAACUCGAACAAAUGAAUCCAGUAGUGAUGAGGAAGUUGCAGGUUGUAAAAGAAGGAGAAUCGAUCUGAGGCCGUUAACGUUUUUACAAAAAUCGAGUCAUGUUGAGAUAUGUCAUCCCCAAUUGGAGGUUCUUAAAGUGUGUUCUAGCACCAUAGAGGAAUUGGAUCUCGAACUCAGGCUUGGUGGUGCUCCAAAGGUGAAGUAAACUGCAUAAUGGUAAUUCCAACAUAAGUAUGCAGAAUACUUCUUUUUUAUCUGUUAAUUUCAGCUGAAAGUUUAUCUGCCCUUAUUUCUCCUUUAUUUUGAUGAUUUGAGAUUAACUCUUCUUCCUUCAACAUGGCACACCUUUACUUUCUCCUUUCAAGAUACUUGUCAAAUUUGCAGUGUGUAAUAGUAAUUUUAUUAAGUGUGAUAAUCUUUACUUCUUAUACAUUAAAAUUAUUGUUCUU